AGGUAAGUUGCUUGUACCACCUCUGGAUUUCAACAUGUGGCGGCUCUAUCUCUGUCUCCUUGUAGCCCUGGCUGCCAGCGAGAACAUCAAUUACGAGCCUUUCCUGAACUCUAAAAAAACGUAUGAGUAUAAAUAUGAGGGAUUGGUGCGAGUGGGACGAGAACUGCCAGACUUGGUUGAGUCAGCACUGAAGCUGAGGUGCACUUUUAAAAUCAUUGGUGAAUCACCACAAACAUUUGUGCUUCAGAUAUCAAAUGUAGAUGUUGAAGACUUUAAUGGCUUACCCAGGAAAAGUGUCUUCAGCCCUUCCCAAAAGCUCACUAAGCGUCUAUCUGCCGAGUUCAGCCAGCCAGUCGUUUUUGAAUUCUCUAAAGGUCAAAUUAGUGACAUCCGCACUGCACCUGGAGUCUCAAACACAGUUGUAAAUAUUGUGAGGGGGAUCCUUGGAUUUCUACAAGUCACAGUCAAAACCACACAAAGUAUUUACGAACUGGUGGAGUUGGGAAUUCAUGGUGUAUGUCAAAGCAGUUACACUGUUGAAGAAGACAAUAAUGCCAAAGAGUUAAAAGUGACCCAAAUGGUUGAUAUCACCAACUGUCAACAGCCAGCUGCUUUAUACCGAGGUAUGGCACUUGCCCCUGAAGACAAACUUAGCAAACAGAGAGGUGAGAGUGUUGUUUCAACGGUGAAACACACAUACACAGUGAAGUCCACAGCAGAUGGCGGUUUGAUUACUAAAGCAUUUGCUCAGGAGCGUCAAUACUUCUCUCCAUUCAAUGUAAAGGGAGGAAACUCCAGAAUGUUAGCAUUACGGGACAUUGAGCUUCUCAAAGUUUCAGACACAACUGACAAAAUAGUGACCGGACAGGUGCAGAGCAGAGGCAACCUGAUGUAUAGGACAGAAAAGGACCUCAACCCAAUUCCCGUUGUGAUGAUCAACCUGAACGAACCAGUGCCAAAGAUUCUAGAUUUAGUUAAGCGCUUAGCACAGGCUAACAUAUAUCAAGUGGACAGCUCAAGCAGCACUGAGGUUCUGAAUCUAAUUCAGUUGCUACGUGUGGCAACACGUGAGAAUCUAGACCAGUUAUGGAAGCAGGUCUCGGGAAAUGAUGAGCACAGGAGGUGGUUUCUGGACUUGGUUGUGGAGGUAACAGAUGAAAGGAUCCUCAAAUUCCUUGAGACCAGAUUCAAAGCAGGAGACAUUACUGCGAAUGAGGCAGGACAGGCACUGGUAGUGGCAUUUAACCACUUGUCUGCUGUGCCUGUCUCAGUUGCAUUAGCUCAGGAGUUCCUCUCAAUACCUUUCAGCAAAUCCCAGCCUCUCCUGUGGAACACUGUAGUUUUGGCAUAUGGUUCUCUAGUAUACAGAUACUGUGUGUAUACUGAUCCCUGCCCCGUCACUGUGGUGCAGCCAUUACUGGAUAUGGCUACAAGUGGCCUAAGUAAAAAUUUGGAGGAGGGUAUGGUCCUUGCACUGAAGGCCUUGGGAAACGCAGCUCAUCCCUCCAGCAUCAAGACUCUGCUAAAGUUCCUUCCAGGCUACACAUCUGGAGCUGAAAAACUUCCAACUAGAGUACAGAGUGCUGCGGUCCUUGCAUUCAGACUGCUUGCAAGUAGGGACCCCCACAAUGUACAGGAUAUUGUCUUGAACCUCUUUGUACAGAGGACUCUUCCUGCUGAAAUCCGCAUGCUGGCCUGCAUGGUGCUUCUAGAGACCAAGCCAUCCAUAGCUCUGAUCUCAGUAAUAAGUGAGGUCCUGUUGGAGGAAACUGACCUUCAGGUUGCCAGCUUCUCCUACUCUCUACUCAAAGGAAUUGCCAAGUCCUGCACCCCUGAUAAUCAACAUCUAUCCACUGCCUGUAAUAUUGCCAUGAAGAUUCUUACCCCCAAACUUGGCCACCUGAGUUAUCGCUACAGCAAGAAUAUGCACUUUGACUGGUUCCAUGAUGACUUUUUAUUUGGGACAUCUGCUGACAUUUAUAUGCUGAAAAAUGAAAGUCUCAUACCCACAAAAGUUAUGCUUAAGGGAAAAAUUCAUUUCAUUGGGAGAAUAUUGCAAUUUCUUGAGCUUGGUGUCCAUGCAGAUGGAAUCAAAGAGCUGUUUGCAGGAAAAAUCCCUCAACUCAAGAAAGAUUUAGGAAUCACAGAUUUUGCCACUAUAAUGAAAAUUCUCUCUGACUGGCAGAACCUACCAAAAGACAGACCUCUGUUGACAGCAUAUGCACGCAUUUUUGGACAGGAAGCCUUUUUAAUGGAUGUAAGCGGAGACUCCAUUCAGAGCAUCAUAAAGUCAUUUAGUGCUUCUGCAGGGAAGGAGAGUAUGGUUUGGCAAAAGAUUCAGGAUGUUCAAAAAGGGACUUCCUGGCACUGGACCAAGCCCCAUCUUGUGUAUGAAGCUCGAUUUAUACAGCCAACUUGUCUUGGUCUCCCAGUUGAAAUCAGCAAAUAUUAUUCCAUAGUAAAUGCUGUUACAAUGAAAGCUAAAGCUGAAAUCAAUCCUCCCCCCAAGGAACAUCUGGGAGAGCUACUAAGCUCAGACAUUUCCCUACACACAGAUGGCUUCGCUGGGGUGACGAAGGAUCAUUUUGUUUUUCAUGGAAUCAACACAGAUCUUUUCCAGUGUGGUGUUGAGCUGAAGAGUAAGAUAAUAAGUGCCCUGCCAUGGGCAUUUGACUUAAAAAUAAACAUUAAGGAGCAUAAGUAUGAAAUGAACUUGACUCCAAGCAAAACGGUCACUGAAUUAUUUUCAGUCAAUUCUGAUGUGUUCGCUGUUUUGAGAAACAUUGAGGAUCCAUCCUUAUUCAAAAUAACCCCCAUGAUGCCUGAGACAGCGGACUCCCAACAGGGUCUGCCACUGGCGAGGAUUUUACCUACUUCAAGGAAUGAUCAGACCGAGGACUCUGAGGUGAAAUUCAGGCAAUGUGCUGAUGCCAAGAUUUAUGGAACUGCGGUCUGCAUUGAGGCAGAAGCCAAACGAGCACACUACCUUCAUGAAUAUCCUCUGUAUUACUUCCUGGGACGUACCCGCUUUUCAUAUCAACUCGAACCAGCUAAGGGUGCCAAACCCAUUGAAAAAAUUCAGAUUCAGGUCACUGCUGGCAGAAAACACUCUCCAGGAGUCAGUGAAAUGAUGAAUCUCACCCACAGAGUAUUCAAGGACACAAGAGACGAGAUCACCUCUUGUGAGGAAAACAAUUUAUCCAACUCAUUCCCUGCAUCUCAGAAUUUAGAUGCCACUCCAGAACCUGUAGUCACAGUAAAAGCACUUGGUCUAAGUCCGCCAGCAAAACUUCUGGGCUAUGAAGGUGUAGCCUUUAAUCUGCCAACAGCCCAAAGAGACAACAUUGAAAUUAUAGUCUCUGAAGUUGGUGAAGAAGCAAACUGGAAAAUCUGUGCCAAUGUUAACGUAGAUAAGAGUCAUUCAUCAGCAAAGGCCCAUCUCAGAUGGGGUGCGGAGUGUCAGACAUAUGAUGUGUCUAUGAGGGUGUCCACAGCAUGCCAGCCGGAAUCUAAACCUUCCAUACACACCAAGAUCAACUGGGGAGCUCUGCCCUCAGUGUUCAUAAUGAUUGGUCAAAAAAUUCAAGAGUACGUGCCUGGCAUUUCUUAUAUAAUGGGUUUCUACCAGAAAUAUGAGAAAAACCAAGAACGCCAAGCAGCUGUCACUGUUGUGGCAUCCUCACCAGAGACCUUUGACAUGAGAGUGAAAAUUCCAGAGCGAACAAUCUACAAAAAGGCAAUUCCCUCACCAAUCGAUCUUGUGGGGUUUGAAGCUGUGAACUUCACCAUGUCGAUCUAAAAGGCUGGUGUUAUAGAGCACUUCUGGAAAGACCAAACCGACAAAGAAAAAUGGAUCAUCAAAUAUUCUGAAUUGUUUGUAUUCCUGACAUUUGAUUAAUGACUGAUUUGGAUAUUCAAAUAUAUAUACUAAAAUCAGUACUUUUGAAUUAUACUCCAAUGAAUAAAGUGUGCAUUAA
Sinocyclocheilus grahami is the source of this 3977-nucleotide messenger RNA. RefSeq names its product vitellogenin-like. Gene Ontology annotation, molecular function: lipid carrier activity. The record is from RefSeq and is a predicted model, not a curated record. NCBI's taxonomy places the organism in Eukaryota, Metazoa, Chordata, Actinopteri, Cypriniformes, Cyprinidae. Gene Ontology annotation, biological process: cellular response to estrogen stimulus; lipid transport; response to estradiol. The coding region runs from base 35 to 3799 and encodes 1254 amino acids. The transcript has 28 exons.